This is a messenger RNA of Anopheles funestus (African malaria mosquito), 762 nucleotides long. RefSeq names its product C-type lectin 37Db-like. Gene Ontology annotation, molecular function: carbohydrate binding. The coding region runs from base 154 to 663 and encodes 169 amino acids. The transcript is spliced from 2 exons. Lineage: Eukaryota; Metazoa; Arthropoda; Insecta; Diptera; Culicidae. Gene Ontology annotation, biological process: biological process involved in interspecies interaction between organisms. Gene Ontology annotation, cellular component: external side of plasma membrane. The record is from RefSeq and is a predicted model, not a curated record.
UAUGUGUGUGGAUUGAAACAGGUUCUUUCUCGAGUCCUCUGCGCGGUUGAAUUUGUUCCAAUCAAUAACUUUGUGUUAGUAUUCGUUUGACUCAUCAACACGCUGGCUGGGCCACUUUGGUAAAGGCAGUUCGGUCGAAACCAUAGCUAAGAAAUGACGAAACUACAAACAGUGUUCCUGCUUGUCGUGCUAACGGUACUGGAACUGUCCGCCCAGGCUAGUGACACCACGUUCGGAAUCUUCCGCCAGAAAGAUUACUACUUCAGCAACUCCUUUAAGCUCAAUUGGUUCAAGGCGGUAGAGUAUUGUCGAUCGCGAGGAAUGUUCCUGCUGUCGAUAAGGAAUGCCGAAGAGCGGGAAGCCGUCAUCGAAUAUUUGGACAGUACGGGUUAUACGAAAACGCACAAAAGUCUAUACGCCUGGAUGUCGGCUAAUGAUCUAGGAGAGGAGGGUGAAUUCUACUGGGCAUCGACCGGAGAGCGUGUUAAUUAUCUAAACUGGAGCGACACCGAACCGAACGAUUACAAGGUCGAUGAUUGCACCGGAGAGGACUGUGCCAUUCUGGAGUACUAUGCGGAAGGUGGUGCAAACUACAACUACACAUUCAACGAUCGAGCUUGUAUGCGCGAAUUUCUGUUCCUCUGUGAAACACUACCGGCAUGAAGCUACGGAGUAUAAGCAGGUCAUUUAGCUUAGUUUCUGUGUGACCUCUUUUUAAUAAAAUAGACGUAUAACGUAAACAACAACGAUCAAUGUUGCAAU